Rhizophagus irregularis DAOM 181602=DAOM 197198 is the source of this 1634-nucleotide messenger RNA. RefSeq lists its product as uncharacterized. Gene Ontology annotation, cellular component: peroxisome; mitochondrion. Gene Ontology annotation, biological process: glutathione metabolic process; naphthalene catabolic process. Lineage: Eukaryota; Fungi; Glomeromycota; Glomeromycetes; Glomerales; Glomeraceae. Gene Ontology annotation, molecular function: glutathione transferase activity; glutathione peroxidase activity; 2-hydroxychromene-2-carboxylate isomerase activity. The record is from RefSeq and is a predicted model, not a curated record.
UGAGUGAUACAACUGGUACAUGAUCUGAUAAUCUUAAUUUCUAAUAUAUUUUUUAUAUUUUCAACUUUUUAAUAGUUCAAUGAAUUCAAUUAUAAAGAAUUCAAAGCAACCAAUUGUAGAAUUUUUUUAUGAUUUACAAUGUCCGUGGGCAUAUAUUGCUUCCAAACGAAUUGAACAAAUAACUAAAAGAACAAAUGCUAAAGUUAUUUGGACACCUGUUCUUUUAGGAGAAAUUUAUAAAGCAAUUAAAGCUCCUCAGGGUAAAGCAGGAAGCGCAACAGAUGUAAUGCCACUACCAAAAAGACAAUACAUAACAAAAGAUUUGUUGCGUACAGUACAAAGAUACAACAUAGAAUUAAAUUUUCAUCCUCGUCAUCCAAUCCAAACUAUAUAUGCUUUGAGACUUCUCCAUGCUACGCCACAAUCUUAUCGCGCAGCAUUAACUCGCGCAUUUUAUCGAUUAUACUGGGUUGACAAUGCUGAUAUUUCUGAUCUUUCCCUUUUAUUAAAUACUGCGCAAUCACUUAAAAUUCCAUAUGAUGAACCACUUGAUUCAUCUAUAUUCUCCAAUAAAAAAUAUCAAAAUUCGCUUAGUUCUUCCACAGCAAGAGCAGUCGAAUAUGGCUCACCGGGAGUACCUAGCUUUUGGUUGGAACAAUAUCCAGGAGGUGGAAGAUUAUAUUGGGGACAAGAUAGAUUACAUUUCGUUGAAGCGGCAUUAACAUCCAUUUCAACAGGUGUAUCUAUAGAACAAAUGGAUUUAUUAAAGUUUUAUCCGAGAUGUUCUGUCGAGAAAAAAUUUAACGGCAAUAAUAAAAAAGUGAAAACGUUGAAAUUUUGGUUUGAUUUUUCUUCGCAAUAUUCUUAUAUUGCGUAUACUCAAUUGAGCUGGAUCAAAAAACAAGCUAAAUGUGAAGUUAAUAUUGAAUAUAUGCCAUUCCUUCUUGGAUUUGUGUUUGAUAGAAUUGGAACUCCACAAACACCACUUUUGAAAUUAAAUGAAACUAGAAAAGCAUAUGAUAUUAGAGAUAUGUAUGAAUGGGUACAGUUUUGGAACCAAGUCGGUGAUAAAUUUAAGUUUUAUUAUCCUGAUGUGUUUCCAAUCCGUAGUGUAAAUAUUUCGAGAAUAUUUUUGUUGGAACCUAAAACUCUUGAGUGUAUUUUUAAAGCAUGUUGGGUCGAUAACAUUCCAAUUGGAACCUCAAAUGACCUUCUUAUAGAAACUCUUAACAAAUCUGGAUUCGAUGGUAAUGCUUUAUUCCAAGCUACCCAACAAAAUGUUAAUAAUGUUAAAGACAAAUUAAGAGAGAAUACUGACCGAGCUAUUAAAUUGGGUAUGUUUGGAGCACCGGUGUUUCAAGUGGAUGAUGGGGAAUUGGUUUGGGGACAAGAUAGAAUAAAUGUUGUAUUAGAUUUAUUGGAUGGUUGGACAUGGCAGAGUAAAGACAUUGAAACUUCCGUUCACUAGUUUUAAUUACAUAUCCUUGUCUUCUUUUUUCUCCUUUGUUUGAAACUUUGAAACAUGCAAGGGACUGAAUAGCUGAUAACAAUUAUUUAAUUUUCUCUUACUAUUUCUUUUAAAUAAAUUCUUAUAAUAUUUAAAUCUUUAUUUCUAUUUGUAAUCUUUUAUCUAU